Messenger RNA from Histoplasma capsulatum G186AR, 1142 nucleotides. RefSeq lists its product as uncharacterized. Bases 105 to 1142 code for a protein of 345 amino acids. The transcript has 2 exons. The record is from RefSeq and is a predicted model, not a curated record. NCBI's taxonomy places the organism in Eukaryota, Fungi, Ascomycota, Eurotiomycetes, Onygenales, Ajellomycetaceae.
CGAUAUUAUCCAGCAACAAGUCGCAACUUGAACCUCGUAGACAGCAAACUGGAAAGUGAGACAAUAUAUCACCUCUUUCCACCACGAGAUUGCAGGCCAUCAUCAUGGAGAGCCGCGAUCGCCGCUUGACUUCACAAAUUCCCCUGGACGCUGAAGUGCUUCACGAACUCAGCCCUGCUUUACUAAAUAUCUCCUCCCUGUCCUCGAAUGGGCUCGAGCCCUCCACGACAAGGAGUCUUUCGGCAACUAUCCAGCGGCUUAACCAAGCAAUAGUCCAGAGCGAUGUUGUCUGGCAGCUUGGCUCUACAGUUAUACUCGGUCUCAGCUCAAAGAUAGUCAUGAAAUCUGGCUUUGGCCUCGACAUCGAGCACAUCUCGACCAUGAACUAUAUCAAGGACCGAGUUCCCCAACUUCGCGCACCAGAUAUACAUGGGGUGCUUCAGGCUGGGCAGCGUUGUUUUGUGUUUAUGACCCGGUUUGAAGGUGAACCUCUUGAUCGAGUCUGGAAGUUGCUGAACAGGUCUCAGAAAGACUCUAUCAAGGAGCAGCUAGAGUCUAUGUUUUUUGGCAUCAGAUCAAUACCAGCACCUCCUUCUUCAUCGGCAGACGCCAUUCUUGGUGGCGGCGCCCCGAGAAGAUGCAAAGAUGCAAGGAGGGAGAUACGGGUUGCAGAGCACUCCAUCGCCAAUGAGGCUGAGUUCAAUCAAUUUCUUACCACAGACCCAAGGCGUACGGAAACAGGGUGGGUGAAAAUGAUUCGUUCAUUUCUCCUCUCUGACCAUAAAAUGGUUAUGACCCACGGUGACCUUCACCCUCGGAAUAUCAUGAUUUCUAUGAAGCACAAGGCGCCCCUGUCGAAGCCGGUUACGGAUUGGGUUAAAGUUACUGGCGUGAUUGAUUGGGAAAUGUGUGGCUACUAUCCUAGUUACUGGGAGUAUGUGAAAGCUCUACAUACUGUUGGGCCUAAAACUGCUACCGUGUUUUGUGCUUUUUCCUUCGGCCCGGAUAUUGAAGUGAUGCUGAGGGAAGAGAAGCUUAGGGGGUGGAAAAUCCAGCGUGUAUCUCAGUUUUAUGCCAUAGAACAUGUGUCCCUUUUCAGAUACCCUAAUAGUAUCAUGUACAAAGUUGAUGAUAAUAGUUAA